Molecule: messenger RNA, 513 nt
Organism: Suillus subalutaceus
Lineage: Eukaryota; Fungi; Basidiomycota; Agaricomycetes; Boletales; Suillaceae
Exons: 2
Coding region: 1-513 (170 amino acids)
Source: RefSeq, a predicted model, not a curated record
AUGGAACGUCGUCCGUUCGACCCAUCCGAGUCUCCGCCCAUUCCAGACCCUUCAUCCGCGCCUUUCCCGUCAUUUCCUAUGCCUGUGCCUGUCAUCAAUGUGCAAAUGCCUAGCCCUGACGCACCGUACGGACAGCCGUAUGCCUCAGAGUAUCCAUACGCAUCUGAAUAUCCAUACACCCCCGAGCCCCCAUCUGCUUCUGAGCAUCUCGCCUCUGAACACCCGUACACCCCCGAGUACCCAUAUCCAUUCCAGCCACCUCAGCAACCGUAUCAUGUCCCUCGCGUAUCACUGCCACUUAACCUUGAUCCGCCGCUUGAACCGUGGGUCCCAAAUAUACCGGGGCAGUCGGACGAGGAGGAAGUUGACCCCACAGCUGAGCCUGUGUACAUUCCUACCACUGAGCAUGUGCAGACAGGAGCGUCUGUUUCUCGCAGGCCAUCCCGCGUACAGCGUUUGGCUUCCUUCUUGGGACUAAGGCCCAAGGAAUCGACAGCUUCAGGUCAUUCCUGA